Molecule: messenger RNA, 1957 nt
Organism: Exophiala oligosperma
Lineage: Eukaryota; Fungi; Ascomycota; Eurotiomycetes; Chaetothyriales; Herpotrichiellaceae
Exons: 2
Coding region: 1-1275 (424 amino acids)
Molecular function (GO): heme binding; iron ion binding; oxidoreductase activity, acting on paired donors, with incorporation or reduction of molecular oxygen
Source: RefSeq, a predicted model, not a curated record
AUGUUAUGUAUGUAUACAGGGUACGGCAUCAUCAACGCCACGGGAGACCUAUGGCGAGCUCAACGUAAAGCCGGCCUGAAAUUCUUCAGUGGAGCCAACCUGGACGCUCUCGUCGAACAUGUCUUGCCCGAAGUAUACAACGACAUGACGAAGAAACAACUCUCGCAGGCAGCGAAGGACGGCACCGUCGUCGAUUUACAACAAAUCUUUCACGACCUCACGACCACUGUCGUCGGACACAUGGCAUACGAUAUGGAAAUAUCAGCCUCGUCUCCCUUCAGCAGAGCCUUUGACCACGCCUCGUCCCACAUCAGCCUCCGAUUUCAAAACCCCCUCUACCGUCUCACCGAAGUCUUUUCGGGGUCCGACUUCCGCGACUCCCUGGCCACUGUCAAGCAAUUCGGUCGUCAGAUCGUUUCCAACGCACGUCGACGCCGGUCGCGAGCCGCGUUCGAGAGCCUCAUCACCGACGACCCCAUCCCGGAGGACGCCUUUGGUGGUACGUUGAUCGACUCGCUCAUCGAGUCCCUUGCCGACCCUCUAGUGGUCGCCGACGCCGCCCUCAAUUUUUUGUCCGCGGGCCGCGACACCACGGCCCAGUCGCUCACUUGGACCUUGUACGCUUUGUUGCGCCACCGGACCGCCCUCGAGGACCUCAGGGCCGAGGUCACCACCAAAAUCCCCGACGUUGUCGAGAACGACGCCGAGGCCGCCCUCGACGUGGCAUCCCUGCAACCCACGAACCUCCCGCUGACGCUCGCCACCUUUUACGAGGCCCUCCGUCUCCACCCUCCCGUUCCCUUUGAGAUCAAACAGACGGCGACGGACAAACCACCCGUCACGCUCCCGGACGGGACCUACCUCCCUCCCGGCGCCGUGGUGGUCUGGUGCAUCCACGCCUUCAACCGGGCGAGAGAGGUGUUCGGCGACGACUCGCACCUCUUCAGACCGCGGCGGUGGCUCGACGACGACCGCAGCCGCAGCGGGCACAACUUCACACCCAAGUCACCGUUCGAGUUUCCUGUCUUCAACGGCGGGCCGAGGGCGUGUCUGGGCAAGAAGAUGGCAGAGGUCAUGGCCGUGUGGGUCUUGGUCAGGAUCUGUACGGAAUGGGAAUUUGACGAGGUCCUCGCCGACGGGUACGCAGCGACAAGCAACGGUAACGUCCAAAACGAACACGUCCUCCUACCCGACAGAGUGAGUGCGAACAGUCUGACCUUGCCAAUGGAGGGAGGCUUGCCUUGCAGGGUCAGGGUCAGGAAACAGUCAAGUUGAACAUGAUCACGACUACGCGAGACCAGGUGAGGAAAAAAGAGGUUUCCAAAGAUUUCUGUACAAAAUGGUAUCUUGUUUGGAUCUCCUUGCCGAUCGUCGAUCCAUCAAUCCCGAAAGAGACACAAAAUAAGAAUCCCCAGGAACCUUUGCUCAAUUCACGCGUGAAUCACCCAGGGAGCUUCACGUUCGGUUCGGCAAAGAAAGAAUCAAAAUUUACAAGCUCCAAUUCCCAUCAGAACCGAAAGAAUCAUGGCUCAUCAUCGUCCGUUGCAACGCUGGUAUAUGCCAUUCCACCAGCGCCCCUCCGAAGUCUCAGAGGUACAUCGUACAUAUGUGCGUAAUCCACCACUUCGCCGCCGAGGAAGCCCUCUCCAUUCUUCCUCUUGCCAAAAACCGGUGCCGGAUCGCACCAGAAAUCCUUGCAGUUGCCGAUGAUACCGCGACUGAAGGAAUUCGAAUUUCGAGACCGGAGUUUGCCAUGCGAGGCAUCUGACGCGGUGGCUAAGAACGCAUCGAGACCAAUAAUCUUCUUCCAGCGUGAAAGGCAACCCUCGGGACGUCGUGGGACAGGGUUGAUCCGUGUUGAAGCAGCCGCUGUGUCGUUGAGGGAGGACGUGGCUGUCGUAACACCCUGCGUGACCGGUCGUACGUGCUGCGGCAGCAAAGGUGCGUUCUCAUGAGA